Molecule: messenger RNA, 3771 nt
Organism: Saccharomyces mikatae IFO 1815
Lineage: Eukaryota; Fungi; Ascomycota; Saccharomycetes; Saccharomycetales; Saccharomycetaceae
Gene: MIP1
Product: DNA-directed DNA polymerase gamma MIP1
Exons: 1
Coding region: 1-3771 (1256 amino acids)
Biological process (GO): mitochondrial DNA replication
Cellular component (GO): gamma DNA polymerase complex; mitochondrion
Molecular function (GO): DNA binding; 3'-5' exonuclease activity; DNA-directed DNA polymerase activity
Source: RefSeq, a predicted model, not a curated record
AUGACGAAGCUAAUGGUCACGUCUCAAUGGCUGGUGCGUAUGGUACGGCGGCGGCCGCUGCAUGUGCAGAUGAGUUGUCGUUGGUACUCCAUAAAGAAGAAUGUGGAAGAAGCACCCAGGAUUAACCCAGUAGGGAUACAGUACUUAGGUGAGUCUCUGCAAAAACAGGUGUUUGGAAGUUGUAGUGGCAGAGACGAGGCGGAUCAAAACGAGAAGCUCAUGGAGUUAUCGAAAAAGUCGCUAAGAGACCAUGGUUUAUGGGGGAAGAAGACGCUCAUUACGAAGCCCAUAUCGUUUCGCUUGCCGCCACUGCAAGGUGGGUCGCUGGAUGAGCACUUUCAAAAGAUUGGACAGUUUAAUUCAGAGCCGUACAAAAGUUUCUGUCAGGAUAAGUUUACGGCGAUGGUGCCACGACCGGCGGAAUGGCUGCGGAAGCCAGGCUGGGUUAAGUACGUGCCUGGAGCGGCCCCUGUUGAAGUUGAAUUUCCAGAUGAAGAGCUAGUGGUAUUUGAUGUGGAGACGCUGUAUAACAUCUCUCACUAUCCGACCUUGGCCACUGCUCUUUCGUCGACGGCAUGGUACCUUUGGUGCUCGCCGUUCAUAUGUGGUGGUGAUGACCCUGCUGCGUUGAUACCCAUGAACACGUUGAAUAAGGAGCAGGUCGUAAUUGGUCACAAUGUCGCAUACGACAGGGCGCGAGUUCUCGAAGAGUACAAUUUUCAGGACUCGAAGGCUUUUUUCCUGGACACUCAAUCACUGCAUAUUGCAUCUUUUGGGUUAUGUUCAAGACAGCGUCCGAUGUUCAUGAAGAAUACCAAGAAAAAGGAGACGGAAGCAGAGCCAGAAGUGCAAUCAGAAAUUUCCAUUGAGGAUUACGACGAUCCUUGGUUGAACGUGUCUGCUUUAAACUCGUUAAAGGAUGUAGCGAAAUUUCACUGCAAGAUUAAUUUAGAUAAAGCCGAUAGGGAUUUCUUCGCUUCCACAGACAAAUCAACGAUUAUCGAAAAUUUCCAAAAACUAGUCAACUACUGUGCCACUGACGUAACGGCCACGAGUCAAGUGUUUGACAAAAUUUUUCCUGUUUUCUUAAAGAAGUGUCCUCAUCCUGUUUCUUUUGCAGGUUUAAAGUCUUUAAGUAAAUGUAUUCUACCGACAAAACUGAACGAUUGGAACAACUAUUUGAACAGUUCCGAGUCUUUGUACCAACAGUCUAAAAUCGAAAUAGAAUCCAAAAUUGUCCAAAUCAUUAAGGAUAUUGUUCUUUUGAAAGGCCAACCGGAAAUGUAUCUCAAGGAUCCCUGGUUAUCACAACUAGACUGGAACAUAAAACCUUUAAGAUUGACCAAGAAAGGUGUUCCUGCAAAAUGUCAAAAACUGCCUGGCUUCCCCGAAUGGUAUAGACAACUUUUUCCAUCAAAGGACACUCUAGAACCGAAAAUCACUAUCAAAUCAAGAAUAAUUCCAAUUCUGUUCAAGCUGUCGUGGGAAAAUUCCCCCGUAGUAUGGUCGAAGGAAUCUGGAUGGUGCUUUAACGUGCCUCAUGAACAAGCAGAAGUAUACAAAGCAAAAAAUUACGUCUUAGCAGAUAGCGUAUCUCAAGAGGAAGAGGAAAUAAGACUAAAGAAUCUCGGAUUACAUUCCUCAGGUGUUCUUUUCAAAGUACCUCAUCCUAAUGGGCCGACUUUCAAUUGUACUAACCUAUUAACGAAAUCGUAUAAUCAUUUUUUUGAAAAGGGCGUUCUAAAAUCAGAAUCUGAAUUGGCCCAUCAAGCUUUACAAAUUAACUCUUCAGCCUCAUAUUGGAUGUCAGCGAGGGAACGAAUCCAAUCGCAGUUUGUAGUCCCAAAUUUUAAAUUCCGCAGUGAGUUUCACUCUUUGUUCGCUAAACCAGCUUCAGUUAAUAACAAAGCAGAUGAUCUUGCCAUAAUUAUACCGAAAAUUGUACCCAUGGGCACCAUCACUAGAAGGGCUGUGGAAAAUACAUGGUUAACCGCGUCUAAUGCAAAAACCAACAGAAUAGGUUCCGAGUUAAAAACCCAAGUGAAGGCCCCCCCAGGUUAUUGCUUUGUUGGAGCAGAUGUGGAUAGUGAAGAAUUAUGGAUAGCAUCUUUAGUCGGUGAUUCUAUUUUUAAUGUUCAUGGUGGUACCGCGAUUGGAUGGAUGUGUCUGGAAGGAACUAAAAAUGAAGGAACAGAUCUGCACACUAAGACUGCUCAAAUUUUGGGUUGUUCUCGUAAUGAGGCAAAAAUUUUCAAUUAUGGUAGAAUUUAUGGCGCAGGUGCUAAAUUUGCGAGCCAACUACUUAAAAGGUUCAACCCAUCUUUAACUGAUGAAGAGACAAAAAAAAUUGCAAAUAAAUUAUAUGAGAAUACGAAAGGUAAAACAAAAAGAUCGAAAUUAUUCAAGAAGUUUUGGUAUGGUGGUUCCGAGUCAAUCUUAUUCAAUAAAUUAGAAAGUAUUGCGGAACAAGAAACACCAAAGACACCUGUUUUAGGAUGUGGUAUUACUUAUUCACUCAUGAAGAAAAACUUGAGGGCAAAUUCUUUUUUACCAUCGAGAAUCAAUUGGGCCAUCCAAUCAUCCGGUGUUGAUUAUUUGCAUCUCCUUUGUUGCUCCAUGGAGUAUAUCAUUAAAAAAUAUAAACUUGAGGCAAGACUCUGCAUUUCCAUCCAUGAUGAGAUUAGAUUUUUAGUGAGCAAUAAAGAUAAAUACAGAGCUGCUAUGGCUUUGCAAAUCAGUAACAUAUGGACAAGGGCCAUGUUUUGUCAACAAAUGGGUAUAAACGAAUUACCGCAAAACUGUGCUUUUUUCUCACAAGUUGAUAUUGAUUCUGUCAUACGAAAAGAAGUUAAUAUGGAUUGCAUCACGCCAUCAAACAAAAUCGCAAUUCCUCACGGAGAGGCGCUUGAUAUCAAUCAAUUGUUAGCCAAGCCGAAUAGUGAACUGGGCGAACCAAAUCUCAACAUUGACAAUGAUGUGUCACGAUACACCUAUAAAUUUAGGGAACCUGUAUUUGAGGAAUAUAAUAAGUCUUACACCCCAGAGUUCCUGAAGUAUUUCCUUGCAAUGCAAGUUCAAUCUGAUAAGCGGGAUGUGAAUUUGCUGGAAGAAGAAUACCUACGGGAGUGUACAUCCAGGGAGUACGCUAGGGACGGAAACACUACAGAGUACAGCCUCCUAGACUAUAUACAGGAAGUGGAGAAAGGCAAAAGGACUAAAAUACGUAUCAUGGGAUCCAAUUUUUUAGAUGGUACAAGAAAUGCUAAAAGUAAUCGACGCAUCAGACCAUCUGCCAAUAUGCUUGAUUAUACUUCACUUCAUAAAAUUGCGAACAAUUCUACAAAAGACCCCAAAAACCAACUAGUCAGGAAUAAUGGAAGGAGGGAAGGCGCAGCCCUUCUUACAGGCGAAGAUAAGAGUAAAUUAACUAGAAAAAGGAAUACUACGCCUAUGGAAAGGAAGUACAAAAGGGUGUAUGGUGGCAGGAAGGCAUUUGAAGCAUUCUAUGAAUGUGCGAAUAAACCACUGGACUAUACUUUGGAGACAGAAAAGCAAUUCUUUAAUAUUCCUAUAGAUGCAGUCAUUGACGAUGUUCUGAACGACAAAUCUGGUUAUAAAAAGAGACCAUUGCAAACAAAAAUAGCAUCAUCGCCAACACGCAAGACUGCAAAAGCGGUGCAUUCCAAAGAAUUGCCGGCAAGCAAGUCAAGUACUAAAAAAAGAAGUUUACUUGAACUACAAAGGGACAUUACUAUAUCUAGAGGGUUCUAG